Messenger RNA from Antechinus flavipes (yellow-footed antechinus), 1293 nucleotides. It is a transcript of the gene FEV, whose product is annotated as FEV transcription factor, ETS family member. Gene Ontology annotation, molecular function: DNA-binding transcription factor activity, RNA polymerase II-specific; sequence-specific DNA binding. The transcript is spliced from 3 exons. NCBI's taxonomy places the organism in Eukaryota, Metazoa, Chordata, Mammalia, Dasyuromorphia, Dasyuridae. The record is from RefSeq and is a predicted model, not a curated record. The coding region runs from base 1 to 759 and encodes 252 amino acids. Gene Ontology annotation, cellular component: nucleus. Gene Ontology annotation, biological process: regulation of transcription by RNA polymerase II; cell differentiation.
AUGUCGCUGGCCCUGGUGCUGCCUCGAGAGCUCGAAAGUUCUGAGCUCUUACGCUUCCGCUUCGGGCCCCCGAGGGAAGGGGACCAGCUGAGACUGGGGAAGGGGGGCGGCACCUGUCCUCAAAGGGACAAGCGCGACCUCGCCGCGGGCAGCGGCCAGAUCCAGCUGUGGCAGUUCCUGCUGGAGCUGCUGGCUGACCGGGCGAACGCGGGCUGCAUCGCGUGGGAGGGCGGCCACGGCGAGUUCAAGCUGACCGACCCAGACGAGGUGGCGCGGCGCUGGGGCGAGCGCAAGAGCAAGCCCAACAUGAAUUACGACAAGCUGAGCCGGGCGCUGCGUUACUACUACGACAAGAACAUCAUGAGCAAAGUUCACGGAAAGCGCUACGCUUACCGUUUCGACUUCCAGGGCCUGGCCCAGGCCUGCCAGCCCCCGCCGGCUCAUGCCCACGCUCAUGCGGCGGCCGCAGCGGCCGCCGCCGCCGCCGCAGCUCACGACGGCGCGCUCUACAAGCUGCCCGCGACCCUGGCGCCUUUGCCCUUCCCCGGCCUCUCCAAACUCAACCUCGUGGCGGCCUCCGCCGGGGUGGCCCCCGCCAGCUUCUCCUAUUGGCCCGGUCCGGCCCCUGCAGCCGCGGCAACCGCCGCCGCCGCCGCCGCAGCUCUCUAUCCCAACCCCGGCCUCCAGCCUCCACCCGGGCCCUUCGGAGCUGUGGCCACCACCUCACACCUCGGAGGGGUGGGAGGGCACUAUCACUGAGGAGGUCAUCCCGCCGCCUCUAGCCUUGCCUCUAGACCCUUGAAGGGACCUCCAAAUCCUUUGCUCUUGUAUGUCCUCAACCCUCCAACGUUAAAGAGCCUUCUCAAUCUUUCUCCAGCUCCAGCUCUUAUUCCUGACUAUUUUGAGGACUUCCAGACGGCACUUGUAACCUUCCCCCUUCUCUUUCCAUUCCUGAAUCUUUGGGGAUCAACUCCUUUCCACCUUUUCUCAUCACUACCUGAUUCAAACAGCCUAACCAGUGAGUCCCCCAGCCCUCUGGCCUCAUCUUCUGUCGGUGACAUCGGCACCCCACUCACUUAGCGGGACCCCAAUGCUGCCUUAUCUCCUCUCCGUUCCCCAUUGAAGUCAUUUUGGGGAACGGGCUGGGGAGGGAAGCUUCGAGUGGGAGUGGGGCUUUCCCGAUGGCUCAGUUCCUCUUGUACGUAGUAGCUCCUUGCCACCUUUCCUUCUGGUCGUAGUCCGCACACGUGUUUCUAUUUUCCUUCAAACCACUAUUAAAAUGUUUAAUCCAUC